AUGGCUACCACCGUAAGUACUGUAACUACUGCUAUUCCCACCACCUCCACGCCAACGAUGCACGCCGCCGAGGAGGGCGAAGAAAACGAGGAAGAAGCACUACCGCCGACUCGAAGAAAAAAGUCAAUUCAUUACAUCAUGCAGUCGAGGGAUAAAGACAACGAAUACUUGAAGGAGUUCAUACACAGCGAUUUAUGCGUUGAGUUUCAAGAGAAAGCAGAGUGGAGGUCUUGGGCGUGGAGCAAAAAAACGUCGCAGCUUAAAAAAGAAAUCGUUGAGAGUUACGCGGUAGCAAAGAACGUUGAUGUUGUUCUGGCAGCCAUGCAACGAGCUGGAAGGGAACGGAGUGAAAAAGUUGUCUUCUUCGACAUGGCGAGUGGGAAAGGAUUUACGUCCAUCGUUUUGGCAAAAAAGUUUCCAAGUUCGACGGUACACAUGCUUGAUAACAAUAAAAACAUGAACCUCUCUCAUUUAGACGCGGUGCCGACCGUACAGUUCAAAAAUAUUGAUCUGUUUUCUGAAGAAGCCGAGAGUUUGAUUAUGGACGCUCUCAUCGAGCACGACGGCUUUGGCGUUAUGGUUGGAAUGCAUUUGUGCGGUAAUCUCAGCCGGCGUGCGAUUGAAAUGUGGACAAACAUAAUGACAAAAGGUGAAAAGUUGCGCGCAAACUCCUUCAACCUGGGAUUGGUUCUUUCUCCGUGCUGUUUGCCUCACAAAGUUAGAGUUCCGAAGAGGAAAUAUAAUGAUUUCGGGUACUGGAUUCAAUCGACGCAACGACAAUUCGGAAUUGAUGGAUACGAUUUAUGGGCGACUUCGUUGUAUAAUCUCGUUUGCUCUCACGUGGGACAUACCAUGCGCUCAACGCAGAAAAGAUUUUUCCGGGAUGAGAACUUGUUAUCGCCCACGAAUUGGUUUAUUUUAGUGACUCCAAUGGAAGCGAAACGCAACGACAUCUGUCAACCGUGCGUGUGA
This is a messenger RNA of Bathycoccus prasinos, 972 nucleotides long. RefSeq lists its product with no specific name. The transcript has a single exon. Lineage: Eukaryota; Viridiplantae; Chlorophyta; Mamiellophyceae; Mamiellales; Bathycoccaceae. The record is from RefSeq and is a predicted model, not a curated record. Bases 1 to 972 code for a protein of 323 amino acids.